AGGAACUCCCACCGUGGAAAAAGAUGGCGCCUUCGCGGCCGUCUUCCAAGUGGCGGACCGGAGGGUUUGCGGCGCGUGGGGAAGGGAUCUCUCAGGUCAGAUUCGGAAACCAGAAUGGGAAGCGCAGGACUUGGCGGCCGAACCCCCAGCAAGCCUUCCGGGGGAGCGUGCGCAAGGGACAAGGUUUUGCAUUUCGGAGAAAACUGAAGAUCCAGCAAAAUUACAAGAAAUUGCUGUGGAAGGUGAAGGAGGCACCAGCGUCACAGGAGUCCCAGUUCACAGAUCGUUACCCAGAGCACCUGAAACACCUCUAUCUGGCCGAAGAGGAAAGACUCAGAAAACAGCAAAGAAAGGCUGGCCUGGCUUUGUCAGAAGAACAGGUUGACCGGCCUUUGCCUGAAGAGGAGGGCAGCACUGAGCAGACUUCCUCUGAAGAACCGCCAGGUGGUCACCAGCCACAGCCAGAAGAGCUGAACACAGGAAGUUCUGUGACUUUUCCAAAGAAUAAGAAAAAGAAAACUUCAAACCAGAAGGCACAAGAAGAGUAUGAACGAGUACAAGCGAAGCGUGCUGCUAAGAAAUUUGAAUUUGAAAUGAGAAAGCAAGAGAGAGAAGAGGCUCAAAGGCUCUACAAAAAGAAAAAAAUGGAAGCUUUCAAAAUACUGAGCAAAAAGACUAAAAAGGGCCAGCCUAACCUGAAUUUACAGAUGGAGUAUCUUCUGCAGAAAAUACAAGAAAACAGUUAAAGCGGACACUUUGUCUCUAAGGACUGAAUCCUGACUGACUGUCGCAUCCUUUUGUAUGUGUAUGGGAACCUCCUAAUAAUGAACUCAAUUUGUUGGCAUCAAGUGGAUUGUUAAAUUAUUUUUGGUUUUUGUGAAAGAAAAUUUUGUAUAUAUAUUCUCCACCCCCCCCCCCAAAAAAAAAGACUUUAUCCUGAAGAUCUUUAAAAACUUCAGUGGAAUUUAUAUGAAAUAUACUGCUUUGAAAUAGGUCUGAGCUCACAGUGAGAUAUUUUCAGUGAAGUGAACAUGUUUCACUUGGUUACUAGAAAUUAAACUUAGGUCUGUGCACUGGC
This is a messenger RNA of Mus musculus (house mouse), 1078 nucleotides long. It is a transcript of the gene Ccdc59, whose product is annotated as coiled-coil domain containing 59. The record is from RefSeq and is marked provisional. NCBI's taxonomy places the organism in Eukaryota, Metazoa, Chordata, Mammalia, Rodentia, Muridae. Gene Ontology annotation, cellular component: nucleus. The transcript has 4 exons. The coding region runs from base 24 to 746 and encodes 240 amino acids.